GUUUCCGAUCGAUCAUCGUUAUACACAUAACGGACGCAGAGUGCCAUCAUAUUAUAAUACACGUGUCGAACGAUAUUACUUUUAAAAAAUAACGACAAUCCAUACACGAUGGACAUGAUGCGUCUCUCGUCUGCCAUCAUAGUGUUGAUGAUCGUGGUUGCAGCAGCAUCCGCCGGUAUUUAUCCGGCGACGAUGGGCAGCAAAGGUGCCGCUGUGGGGCGCACUAAAUCUGGCAACAGUCGUGACACUUCAGGGGAUAGUUUUCAUAUACAAUCUCCCGAUGGACAAUAUGUAUUUGGACAUACCAAUGGAGAGCAGGGCAGAGCUGAGAUGCGCGACAGCGACGGCACGGUGACCGGAUAUUACAGUUACGCGGACGGCAAUGGUCGAGUGGUUCGUGUCGAUUACGUGGCGGACAAAGGUGGUUACAGAGUAUUGUCAAACGCCGGCGUGCCGUCCGCUUCGGUGACUGUAGAGGCAGAUGGCGGUGGUGCCCCCGCUGCAGUGACCGACUACCGGAAGAUGUACUCGGACUUAACACGCCGCAUCAAAAGCACAGUCGUGCAACGAGGUCAAAAAGUAGUGGAUCCCAUCGACGGAGGCCAACGGCCGGUCGUCGUGGACCCGAUCCCGUACCCCACUGAAGAGACAAAACAUUCAAACCGCGAAGAAAAAAUCAAUUUUCCGGAUUGGAAUCAAGUGAAAAUGUCUACUACCCAAAAUUCUACGGAUGGAAUUGAACACAACGAAGGACAACAACAGCAGCAAGAAACUAUAGAUCCUAAUUGGGAUAGUGUAAAGAUAACAACUCAAAAAUCAAAUAUUAAAAUAAACGAUAACGAUGGUAAAGAAUCUAUUAAUGAUUUGAAAAAUGAAAUGAUCACUACAGAAAUGCCUUCAGUGACGUCGGUUCCGAUUCAGCCUCAAGUUCCCUCGAGAGGAGAUCAUAAGGGAGGAUAUUCUGAUACAGUAUUCCACGAAGAUAAUGCCAAGGAAAUUAAAACUGAAAUCAGCAACUCUAGGAUCGGUGCAGAAUCUACCGUAAUCGAUGACACACAAAAUAAUUCACCAGUUACAAAGCCCACAUCGAUUAUAAACAGCGUUCAAACAACGGUAUCGUAUUACGACGGACCUGGACAAACCACUGAAAAAAGCGACGACUCACUAUAUGCCCAGACCACAAUUUUUGGUGUAAGACAAUUUGAUGAAUAUUCAACUGCAGUGAUUUCAGAAAGUGCGACAGAGCAUUACCGUUCCAUUAAAGAGAACGACGACAAAAUUAAGAUUCCAAAUGAAACGGAUGUGCUAGUGACUGCCAAAUCACUAAAAGAGGAUAAUGAAUUGUUCGAAAAUAUACCGACUACAGUUGAACCAAGCCGUCAGACUAAUGUCCAAACUACCGGCAUACCAUCCAGUGUCGAUUACACGACUAUCGAAGCGGUUAACGGAAAACCUGAGUUAGUCAGUACGCUGCGGCCUUUGUACGAAUCCGAGAUAACUACAUUACAGACCGCAGGUAAGGUCGGUGACACAGAAACCGCAACUGUAAUAGAUGUAGCAGGUUUUCAGUUCGUAACUGAACCAAACAAUAAUAGCGAAGACCAUCCUGAGUUUAGAACUUUAGAGCCUACAGAAUCGAUCGGUACUACCGUCAGACCCGAUAUUGAACAUUCCCAACAAGAACAAGAAGAGAUAGUAUGGCCAGAAAUACCACAAGAGCCAGUGCCUCAAGUCUUGCUGCCUCUAGAUCCGUAUCCCGCCGAAGAUCCGCGGCCGAAAAAUGCUGGUAUCAAGACCACUUGGCCAAACGAUUCGAGACCGACCAGACAUAACAAGCCGGAUGAAAUAAAAUCAGCGGUCAACGUCUCAGAAACUGAAACGACGACUUUGACAAGUAACGACGAAGAAAACGGAGCUAUGUUCAACUUUCCCAGAUAUUAUCUCACCGGUUGACAAUCUACUACGUCACAUAAAAUAAAAUAAUAUAAUAUAAUAAUUAAUUACAAGAAUAUUAGACUUGUUUUAAAUGCUUAGCUAUACAUUAGUGUUCAUAAGUAUAUGUUGAUCAUAAUCAAAAAUUGUAUAUAAAUAUAUAUCGAAAUAGAUAAUUUAA
Melanaphis sacchari is the source of this 2113-nucleotide messenger RNA. RefSeq lists its product as uncharacterized. Lineage: Eukaryota; Metazoa; Arthropoda; Insecta; Hemiptera; Aphididae. Gene Ontology annotation, molecular function: structural constituent of chitin-based larval cuticle. Gene Ontology annotation, cellular component: chitin-based extracellular matrix. The transcript has 18 exons. Bases 109 to 1953 code for a protein of 614 amino acids. The record is from RefSeq and is a predicted model, not a curated record.